This is a messenger RNA of Aspergillus terreus NIH2624, 1935 nucleotides long. RefSeq lists its product as uncharacterized. The transcript is spliced from 2 exons. The record is from RefSeq and is a predicted model, not a curated record. Gene Ontology annotation, cellular component: fungal-type vacuole membrane; TORC1 complex. The coding region runs from base 1 to 1935 and encodes 644 amino acids. Lineage: Eukaryota; Fungi; Ascomycota; Eurotiomycetes; Eurotiales; Aspergillaceae.
AUGCCGACCUCCAGCACUUCGUCACCGGUUAAGCGCCCUGCGUUGGGCCGUCGUGCCGUUUCCUCCCACGCCGUCGUCACUCGAUCGUCCUCCACUCUCACCGACUUGAGCGAUACCUCGUCUUCGACCACUGUCUCCCAUCAAAAACGCCCUCACCACCAUCAUCGAGCGCAUAUCGUCGGUGGCGGUCAUCGUGCGCACCAUCGCAACCCAUCUGGGAAGAACCUGAACAAACUCCAACGUCACCUAUCCAAUCUCACCAUCACCACCGAAGGCGGCGGUCGCCAUCAUCAGCGCAAGAAAUCCGCCCCAGCGACCCCAGCCGCUAGUCCUCGUGGCACCCAUCACGUCCGAUGGGAUGGCGCCGUGCUGGACGACGACGACUCGCAUCACACCAGGGCCUCGAUGAAGAAGAAUUACUCCUCUCCCGCCUUGCAACGUAACAGUUCCGGUGUCCUCGGGAAGAAGGCUCUCGUCACCAACCGCCCGCAUACCAGUUCCGGAAAGAAGAAAACAGUCGGCUUUGAACUCGCAGACUCCGACAACGACGACGCCGAAUGGGAAGAUACUACUCAGUCCCCUGAAAGCACCAGGCGUAGCUCCGUCGCCCAGUCUAAGGAAAGUGUCGAGAAUAGCGCCGCCGUUCUCGUUGACCCCCUCACUUUCGUCAAACGCCCCUAUCCGCAGUUCCCUCGGGCCACCAGUCUGCCUGAGUCUACCAGUAAAAGCUUCGGCGAGGGUCAACUGUCGGACGACGACGACGAGAACGACCACGACGAGAACGAAAACAACCAGAGGAAACGGUCGCAGUCUCCCGAACCCGACGAACAGCAACCAUCGAAAGACCACGGUGAUAUCGCUGCCCGUCUUCUAAGCCCAUCUCACUCCGCCAAAGCGCCUCCCGCCAUGUCGUCCAUCUCAGCGACCGCAGAACCCACCAUGGUCGACUCUGUCUCCCGAACCGCCUCCCUGACGAAUCUAAACCUGUCAUCCACCCAUGAUGGCCCCCGACGACCACUUUCAUCUUCGAAUGCGACGCUCGCCAACACGCCCGGAAUCCAUACUCAUGCAACAUCAUCCUCGAUCGAAGGAGAUUCCGAUCCCAACACACCCUCGUCCUUCCUGCCGCACUAUCACCCCCAAACACCGCCCUCUCCGAACCGCACCUCGGGAUCCAGAAAGUCUCGCGCAUCACCUCCAUCUCGACCCCCGGGCGCCGAGCCCCCAUCCCGCACGCAACAGAAGCUCUGGCUGCAACGCACCGCCGCAUUGAACACCUCGCCGCCCGAUGGACACGGCGCCUCGACUGCCGCCUCCCCCUCCACCAUGGAUGCUGCCAUCAUCGCCGCAAGUCAGCCACGCCCCGGAUCCGCAUUCUUCGAUGCCGGACGGGCACUCGUGAGCGGCGCAUCGCGUCCGGGAGUCGCUCCCUCCCACGAUACCGAAACGAAACAUGUCCGCAAGACGUACGAAAAGACCGCCAUGGAGUUGACCGUCGUCCGGCGAUUCCAAACUCCCACCGCAGACAGUUUCCAACGACUGAAUGCCAUCCUUAAUGUUACCACAGCGGAGACCCGACCCGGCUCGUCGCUAGGCAAGCCUAUCAAAUCUGCUCCGACUCUGACCAAUCUGAAAUCGAACGCUAGUCCGCGAGCCAACAGCGCCAGCCCAGAGCCAAAGCAGCUCCUCAGCCGGAAACAAUCAAACAUCCGCCCAUCCGCGUCGCAAACCUACCUCGAGGCUGAUGACGACACGACCGAGUCUGACCUGGCCCUCAGACCCAAGUCACACCCGGCGCAUCGUAUCCUGUCCACCUCCGAUGAAGGGAUGCACAGCCACACGGACGCAGACGCCCCAGGCCCUUCGCUCAAGGAUGAGGCUGAAAUGAUGAUUCGACGGAUGUGGGAGAGCAGGGAAGUUGCGAUUUCGGGGUAA